Molecule: messenger RNA, 6463 nt
Organism: Acipenser ruthenus (sterlet)
Lineage: Eukaryota; Metazoa; Chordata; Actinopteri; Acipenseriformes; Acipenseridae
Product: nitric oxide synthase 3-like
Exons: 26
Coding region: 2-3472 (1156 amino acids)
Biological process (GO): nitric oxide biosynthetic process
Molecular function (GO): calmodulin binding; FMN binding; NADP binding
Source: RefSeq, a predicted model, not a curated record
CAUGACCUCCACAGAUCAGAGGGCCUCCCUGGAUCUGAACAGGAAUGCCACCCCGGGGUCCGUUGGAGCCCCCAACUCUACUGCUAAUCAUGGCUCUUCCUGCCCCACGGAGAUCCAGAGGUAUGUGCGGAUCAAGAAUUGGGAGACCGGCCAGCUAUUCUAUGACACCCUGCACAUGCAGUCCACGACGGAGGUGCCCUGCAGAGAGCGGCGGUGUCUGGGCUCAGUCAUGUUCCCUAAUCAGUUGAUCCGCAAACCUCCAGAGGAGCCAGUCAACAGAGAGAGGCUUCUGAGCAUGGCAACAGACUUCAUCAACCAGUACUACACCUCCAUCAAACAGUUCCAGUCCCUGGCACACCUGCAGCGUCUGAACAUGGUGCAGAGUGAUGUCAGAGCCACGGGCUCCUACCAGCUGGAGGAGACGGAGCUGAUCUUCGGUGCCAAGCUGGCCUGGCGGAACGCCUCCCGCUGUGUUGGACGCAUACAGUGGUCAAAGCUACAGGUGUUUGACGCCCGGGACUGCAGCUCGGCGGAGGAGAUGUUCACUCACAUCUGCACCCACAUGAAGUACGCCACCAACAAGGGCAACCUGCGAUCGGCCAUCACAGUUUUCCCACAAAGGUCAGAAGGUCUCAUGGAUUUCCGCAUUUGGAGCCCUCAGCUUAUUCGCUACGCCGGGUACAGCCAGCCAGACGGCUCAGUCAUUGGGGAUCCCUCCAAUGUAGAGCUCACAGAGCUCUGUAUCCAGAUGGGCUGGAAGCCUCGUUAUGGGCGCUUCGAUGUCCUGCCCCUGAUCUUGCAAGCGAGGGGGGAGCCACCUGCUCUGUUUGAGCUGCCGGCCGAGCUGGUCCUGGAGGUGUCCAUCACACACCCCACGUUUGAAUGGUUUGCGGAACUGGGUUUGAAGUGGUAUGCGCUCCCUGCAGUGUCCAGUAUGAUGCUUGAGAUUGGGGGGCUGGAGUUUACAGCGGUGCCCUUUAACGGGUGGUACCUGGGGUCAGAGGUCGGAGUCAGGAACUUCUGCGACAACCACAGAUACAACAUCCUGGAGGACGUGGGCAGACGAAUAGGCCUGGACACCAAGAAGACCUCCUCCCUCUGGAAGGACAAGGCGGUGGUGGAGAUCAACAUCGCUGUGCUGCACAGCUACCAGCUGGCGAAGGUGACGAUCGUGGACCACCACGCUGCCACAGAGUCCUUCAUGAAGCACAUGGAGAAUGAGUAUCGCAUGCGAGGGGGCUGUCCUGCAGACUGGGUCUGGAUCGUCCCGCCCAUCUCUGGCAGCAUCACCCCUGUCUUCCACCAGGAGAUGCUUGACUACUUCCUCUCACCCUCUUUCUCCUACCAGCCUGAUCCCUGGAAACUCCCGGGUUUCUCUGCCAAGAAGAAGAUGCGCUUCAAGGAAAUCGCAGAGGCUGUGAAGUUUUCUGCCAGUCUGAUGGGCCACGCCAUGGCAAAGCGAGUGAAAGCCAGGAUCCUGUACGCCACGGAGACAGGCAAAUCUGAGACUUUUGCACACAUGUUGUGUGACAUCUUCAAACAGGCCUUCGACCCCAAGGUGGUCUGCAUGGACGAGUAUGACAUUGUCAACCUGGAGCAUGAAAAUCUUGUCCUGGUCAUUACCAGCACCUUCGGGAACGGAGACCCGCCAGAGAAUGGAGAGAGAUUUGCCAAAGCACUGAUGGACAUGACCCAUCCUACCUCAGAAGAACUGGAACCACAGAAGAGCUACAAGAUGCGUUUCAACAGCCUGCGUAGAAUGGACACGAUUGUGGAGAUGCUGAAAAGGAAACCUCAUCUAUCCAGCACCACAGAGAGUGCUGGGCCCUUGGGCACUGUCAGGUUCUCUGUGUUCGGUCUGGGCUCCCGUGCAUACCCCCACUUCUGUGCUUUCAGCCGGGCGGUGGACACACGCUUUGAAGAGCUGGGAGGGGAACGCAUCCUGCAGAUGGGAGAGGGAGAUGAGCUCUGCGGGCAAGAGGAGUCCUUCAGGACCUGGGCCAGGGACAUCUUCAGGGCUGCUUGUGACACAUUCUGCGUGCAGAGCGAUUCGAGUCUGGACCAGAACGAGGAUUUGUUCUCAGGGGAUCACGGAUGGCAGCCUCAAAAAUACAGGACAGUGGUUGAGGCCACACACACAGGUCUGAUCACAGCCCUGUCCAAGCUCCACAAGAGGAAGGUCUUUCAGACUAAAGUCGUCUCAACACAAAACCUGCAGAGCCCAAAAUCCAGUCGUGCAACGAUACUGGUGCGCUUGGACACAGGGGGGCAGAAGGAGCUACAGUACCUCCCCGGGGAUCACCUGGGCAUCUUUCCAACCAAUCAGGAGGAGCAGGUGCAGGCCGUGCUGUCCCACAUCUCCAACGCCCAGCCAAUCAACGAGACCAUUGUCGUGGAGAUCCUAGAGGAGAAGAAUGGUAAAAGCAGCUGGGUGCGUGAGAACCGCCUGUCCCCCUGCACCCUGCUCCAGGCGCUGUCUCACUUCCUGGACCUCUGCAGCCCCCCCAGCCCCCAGCUCCUGCUCUCCUUGUCCCAGUUCGCCAGCGCAGACGAGGACAGGAGCAGGCUGGAGACACUCAGCCAGGCCGGCCAUGACUAUGAGCAUUGGAAGUGGUUCCACUCUCCCACGCUGGCGGAGGUUCUAGAGGAGUUCCCCUCGCUCAGCUUGCCCGCCUCCUUCCUGCUCAGCCAGCUCCCCCUGCUGCAGCCCCGAUACUACUCCAUCAGCUCCUCCCCUGAGACCACCCCCUGCCAGGUCCACACCACCGUUGCUGUGGUGCAGUACAGCACACAAGAUGGAACAGGUCCCCUGCACCAUGGAGUCUGUUCCACAUGGCUGAACCAGCUCAAGCCUGGCGAGGAGGUGCCCUGUUUCAUCAGAGGGUCGCCCUCCUUCCACUUGCCUGCUGAUGACUCUGCGCCCUGUAUCCUAGUGGGGCCAGGCACUGGUAUUGCCCCCUUUAGGAGCUUCUGGCAACAGCGGCUUUACGAGAUAGAGCACCAAGGAAAGAAGCCCAAGGAACUGGUGCUGGUGUUUGGCUGUCGCCAGGCAGAGUUUGAUCACAUUUACAAAGAGGAAAUGGAGGAAGCGAAACGCAAGGGAGCCUUCAGUGGCAUUUACACAGCCUACUCUAGGGAGAAGCACACCUCCAAGAUGUAUGUCCAGGAUAUUCUGCGGGAGCAGCUGGCCUCGAAGGUGUUCCGGACGCUGUGUGAGCAGAGAGGUCACAUGUACGUGUGCGGAGACGUCACCAUGGCGAAGGACGUGCUGGAUACGGUGCAAGAGAUCCUGUCGGUACACGGGGAGAUGAAUCUCGAUGAGGCCGGGGAGUAUCUCAGCAAGCUGAGGGACCAGAGCCGAUACCACGAGGAUAUCUUUGGCAUCACUUUGCGAACACAUGAAGUUAGGUCCCUGAUCCGAUACAGAUGCCACUUUCAGGAGCAGAAAACGAAUGGGAGUGUGGAGGCCUGAGCAGUAAUCUGAUAUUGUCUUGACACUGGAACACACACACACACACACACACACACACACACACACACACACAGACACACAUAAUGUACAUAUACACCAUAACUUCAAAGUACUUUUAAGUUAGUCUAAGAUAUAAAACUCAGUCAAGCAGACAAACAUUUCAGCUAGUGCCUUUAACAACAACAACAACAACAACAUUACAUUUAUAUAGAACCUUUCAAGACAACAUUGUUCCCAAGGUGCUUAACAUUAGGUUCAUCAAACAGUUUCUGUCUUCAGAAGAGAUUUCAGUGCAUUUUGUAUAUCAGUUAGGCAGGGAUAUCCCCUCCCUGUGAGAGAUAUGUGUGAACAGCACUCACACUUAUGAUUGUGUUAAUGGGGGAGUUUCUCAUAAAUUCUGAUGCAAACACAUGAAGUCACACAUGUUCUCAAGAUUGAGAACAAAUUCUCAUUUACAACGACGAUCUGGUCAAGAGGCAAACAUCACAGCAGCACAAAGGAAACAAAUACAACAUAGACAAAUAAAUAAAUAACACAUUAACACAUGCAUACACAUGAUGUUCACUGUUGUCUGGUGCAUGUGUAUGUAAAUUGUAUAUACAAAUGCAUCAGACAAUAGUGAAUUCAGAUUCUGAUUAAAAACAUCCUCCAAAGCAAAACACUGUAGUUUUAAUUUGAUUUGAUAUUCAUUCCAGUCAUAAGUAGCCGCAAAAUUAAAUUAAUUGCACCCAAAAACAGUGGACACUCUGGGAUGAACCAAUCUAAUAAAUGCAUCUGAUCUUAAAUUGUAAACUGAAGUAUACUGAGAACUGUAAUAGGUUGUGCAGAUAUAGUGGGGUUUUCCCAAUCAGGGCUCUAUAAACUAACCUAAGCCAAUGAUCCAAUCGCCUAGUGUGCAAUGAAGGCCAUUCAACCAUAAUAUAAAGACAGCAGUGAUGAGUAAGAUAAGAAACACCUUAUCUUAUAGCAGAAUGGCAUAAAGCAUCAAGCUUCCCCCAAGCAGCUUUCGAGGCCAUUUUCUUGACAAUGUCACCAUAAUCCAGUAUUGGAAAAACAAACAUCUGGACUAGACUAUACCUAGUGGAAAGUGUAGAACAUUUAACAUUAUCAAUAUGGGUUUUAAAAGACAAAGCACUGUCCAGCCAAAUACCUAAAUAUUUAUAAACUGCUACUUACUCUAAUUCCAUCACCCUAAUACUGUACACACUCAUUCACACUCACAUUCAGUCCUUAACAGGGCCUCCCAAAGACAUUCACAGGCAUUCUGCUCCCCUGAUACCCUUAUUUCAUGACAAACAAAAUCAACACUUGCCAAUGAUUGUUUAAAUGCAUUAAUAGCUUUGUUUGAUUUGUUUCUACCAACUUCUGUAGGUGAUCACAGUCCCUGAACUGCUAAAACACCCCCAUGAUCAAACCACCUCCAUUUAACUGUAGGUACAAGAUUUUCUUCAUUGAAGGUUUUUUUCUCCAAACAUACUGUGGUCCGUUUUUGGGAAGAAGUUAUAUUUUAGUCUCAUCAGACCAGAUAAUUUUGUUGAAGAAUGCUUCAGAUUCCUGUUCAUAUUUCUUGAUGAAUUUUAGACCGUUUGUUUUAUACAUUUUCUUUAAAAAUAUUUUGCUGCAAGGUCUACGUCCAUACAACUCUUUUGUGUUCAGGUGCCUAAAUCUUUCUUUAAGUCAUUGGCUGUUAAUCUUAGUUUUUUUUUUAGCUGCUCGGACAAUUCUCCUACUUGACAUCCAUGUUAUAGAUAUAUAGAUAGAGCGAUAGCUAGAUGAACAGAUGGAUAUAUGAGAGUGAGAGAGAGAUUUAGCCUUUAUUAUUAAAUCCAGCUGGCUGACUUCAUCUUUCAAAAUACUGCUUGUCUCAACUAAUAGUGUUGCACUGACAGUUACAACACAACACACUUGCAAACUGAAGGUUAUAGUUUCAAAUCCCACGCAUGCCAGACGUUUUUAUAUUUAUAUAAAAAAAAAACAUUUGUAGGCAAAUGUACCAUUUUAAAAAUAAAAUAAAUCACUUAAUAUAAAUGAUAGACAUCACAACUUGGUGGAGAUGUGUGACCCAUGCCAAAAUAAAAUUGGAUGAGAAUGAAAGCUUGUCCAAUCAACAUGCAGUGAUUAUACUGACGUUAUUGCAGGCUGAUAGCAGCUAACAGAAACAGAAGCAGUAUGAGGAAUAAAAAUGCAAGCAGCAUGAACUGCUCUGAAUAAAAGCUGGAUAGCAGCGCCAAUAAGGUAAAUGUUGAUUAAGAGAGGAGUUGCUGUGGGGGCUACUAGGGAUCGUUAAAAUGAAACCAGGGAUAGACUCUAAGCAGCCAAGCUUUCAUUUAAUUUGUUUACUUUUCCUUAUAAAUGUUAACCGAUUCUGUGUGGCUCGGGGGGCGGGAGCUAGGCUCCUCCCCAUCUUGAUCUCCUAUCAUCAAUCAAAUCUACUUCCUUUUUAACCAUUAGUCACACCUUCCGUCUUGCAUUUUUUCGUUUCCUCCUCCUCCUCUAUAACUCAACUGCCUUUGCAUGGGUCUCUUCUGGGGGGUUAGUGAGUCGCACUUCCCCCGACCUUUGUGCAAGCUACGCUUCCUUUACCUACACAAGGGAGGUUCUCUCAGUGAGUCAGAGGGGACCCCCGGCCAAACCCAACCUUUUAGCAUCUCAUGCGCUAUCGCUUCCCUCGCAAUCUGAGGAUCUAAGCUUAUUCUCUCUAACCUUGCAGAAUGAACUCUUCCUUUGUAAGAGUUCUCCUUUCAGGUUCUCUUAUAUGUUUUCAGUCUUUACUAACUCUAUAUCCCUGAGGGUGCCGAGCACCCUGCCUUGGAAUUAGCUGCAUCACGAUGCAGUCUUCUCACCGCGACCCGGACCUCGUCCUGCCAAGGGCUUGGUCCUAACGGUUGGCGGCUCUCCGAGAAGUCAUGCGACAUCUCUACAGGUAGCCUGGCUCCCGCUCCAUAAAUGUCUACUAGUGCAAAAAAACCCAAAAAACAGCAUGAAACUACU